This is a messenger RNA of Carassius carassius (crucian carp), 1263 nucleotides long. RefSeq lists its product as uncharacterized. NCBI's taxonomy places the organism in Eukaryota, Metazoa, Chordata, Actinopteri, Cypriniformes, Cyprinidae. The record is from RefSeq and is a predicted model, not a curated record. The transcript has 3 exons. The coding region runs from base 32 to 868 and encodes 278 amino acids. Gene Ontology annotation, biological process: regulation of cell cycle.
GCUGAGCAGUAGCGGGGAUGUUUACUUGAGAAUGGCUGCUGCUGCGUGCAGUACGCAGAGCACUCUGAACCCGUGCACUGGCAAACUGCACAGAGAGCAUCUGCGGAAAAGUAUAGAUUCGCGGAGGAGACAAGCUGCGCUUUUCUUUCUCACUAAUAUAUCUUUGGACGGACGUCCUGUGCGGAACAAUGUGAGCGCAGCGGGUCCAAGUGAUGCCGAGUUUCAGUGCUCUGACAUCGGCGCGACUGUGAGCGGACUGUCCGCUGGGGCGAGUAGCUAUGGGACCUUCCCCAGCCUCUCUGUCCCCAGACUCGGACUGCUCAACGUCCCGCCCAUCCUGGUUCUGCCGUCGGAUUCUAGGUUCAGUGGCGCCGGGAGUACCGAGAUGUUCCUGGAGAGGGAGAGGGGCUUGUUCUCAUCGCAGAGCAAUCUCCUGUCUCCGUGCAGUCUGCAGCCCACUCCGCUCGGAGUGCGGAAGUCUCCGACCCUGCUGUCAGUGCAGAGCUGCGGCUCUUCGCUGGAGUCUCGACCGCGGUGGGUUCUGCACAGAAUUCUGUGUUUGUACUGUCACUCUCUUUCUCUCGCUGUGGUUCUCUUCCAGACAACGGUAAUAGAGUACGUCAAACCGUCAGAUCUGAAGAAGGACGUGAAUGAGACCUUUAAAGAAAAAUUCCCCCACAUCAAACUCACACUGAGCAAAAUCAGAAGAUACACUCACAUUUUAAAUAAAUUGGAGGAGAGGUUUCGUAUUAGCCGUCGGGAGCUGAUUGUUUUUGAGUUCACUAUCUUGGUGGCUCUGGAAAUGGCACUUUACCUUCCGGAGAGUAAAGUCAUGCCCCACUACCGCAGGCUGGUGCAGCAAACCUGACGUGUGUAGAGCGGAGGCUCAGGGCCGUCGCGAAUAUGCAGAUGAGAUGCGUAAAGCAGCCGAUCAUGUGGGAUUCUGCGCUCCCUCCAUUGCAGUUUGAGGUAUCAGAGCGAAUACACAUCAACAGGAAGCUCUAAGGAAGAACUGACGAUCCAAAUGAUGCUUUUGAUAGCAAUCUGGUCAGCGGCAUUUUCUUUUUCUUGGUUGUCUGUUUUUGUGACCACCAUGGGAAUACUGCUGAGAAAAACAACACGGAUCUUCUUUUAUUGAAAACAGAAGGAUUUAAUGUACAAGUGUGCAUGCAUGUUUUUAACAUUCCUUAUCUAUUUACCAAAAAUAACUUUCAUUUAAUUUAGACCUGUCCUUUUGUGUAGAACCUACCAUUCACUGUAACA